Trichoplax adhaerens is the source of this 3669-nucleotide messenger RNA. Its product is annotated as splicing factor 3B subunit 1. The record is from RefSeq and is a predicted model, not a curated record. Lineage: Eukaryota; Metazoa; Placozoa; Uniplacotomia; Trichoplacea; Trichoplacidae. Gene Ontology annotation, molecular function: mRNA binding. Gene Ontology annotation, cellular component: U2-type prespliceosome; catalytic step 2 spliceosome; U2 snRNP. Gene Ontology annotation, biological process: spliceosomal complex assembly. The transcript is spliced from 31 exons. Bases 1 to 3669 code for a protein of 1222 amino acids.
AUGGCUUCCGUCGGAGACAUCGAAAAGCAAAUCGAAGAUUUACAGCGCAAUAGGUCCAAUUUGAAUGAGAAGGAAGAAAAAGUUGGCUUAGGAUCAAAGGGUCACUUCGACAAGGACAUCUAUGGUGAUUCCAGUACCAAGACUGGCUACGUAACAUCUCUUCCGUUAAAUGAGGCCGAAGAGGACGAAGAUGACUAUUCCGUGUCUAAUACCCUUAAUAAAAGAGCAACAUACUCUGCUCCACAAGCGCUUCUUAAUGACGUCCCAAUGCAAGAUAAGGACUACGAUCCUUUAGCUGAAUAUCGUCACUCUCGUGUUGCUGAUCGUGACGAUGAAUAUCGUGCUAGAAGACGAAAUUUGAUAAUUUCUCCCGAACGACAUGAUCCCUUUGCAGAUGGAGGGAAAACUCCAGAUCCUAAAGCUAGGACCUACAUUGAUAUUAUGCAAGAGCAAGGUUUAAAGAAAGAAGAAGCUGAGAUAAUCAAGAAAAUUCAUGACAAUCAAGAGACUGCUCCAGGCGCCCAAGUAAAUGGUAGCGCUAAAGCAGAGAAACGGAAGCGACGUUGGGAUCAACCGGCUACGGAAACUACACCUACAGCCAAGAAAACGUCCUGGGAACAAGCUGAAACACCCUCUGUUAGCCGAUGGGAUGAGACUCCAGCUAGGUCGAAAGGUGGCGAAACUCCUUCCGUCAGGGUGUGGGAUGCUACACCAACUCACACCGCUCCUGGAGCCGCGACUCCUGGUUCUGUAUCAGCACGUAAGCGUAAUAGAUGGGACGAAACGCCUAAAGCAGAUCAAGUAACGGGAGAAACUCCUGGUCAUGGCAGCAGUGCAUGGGCGGAAACACCAGGAAUUGAUCGCUCUUCUGGUGAGCCAAUAGGCGACACGCCUAGUGCAAAACGAAGAUCUCGUUGGGAUGAGACACCGGUGAAUCAAAUGGGUGGAGCUACUCCUGUUUUUAACAGUGGUGUGACUCCAAGUGGUACAGCAGCAAUGGCAAUGCCUACACCAUCUCCAGCCAAUCUCGUCGCGAUGACUCCUGAGCAAAUGCAGGCCUUCCGAUGGGAGAAAGAAUUAGAUGAACGUAAUCGCCCACUAAGUGAUGAUGAAUUAAAUGGCUUAUUUCCAAAGGAGGGUUAUAAGGUUGUAGCGCCUCCAGCCGGAUAUCAGCCAAUUCGUACUCCAGCUCGUAAAUUACUUGCUACACCAACACCGAUGGGUGGAGCAUCCACAGGUUUUUUCAUGCAGGAUGAAAAGACUUCUGGAUCCUCUAAAGUUGUAGAAGAUUUACAACCUGCUGGAAAUCUUCCUUAUUUGAAGCCAGACGAUGUUCAAUAUUUCGGAAAAUUGUUGACUGAAAUUGACGAAAACUUACUAUCACCAGAAGAAGCAAAAGAGAGAAAAAUUAUGAAACUUUUACUAAAGAUUAAGAACGGCACACCUCCCAUGAGAAAAGCAGCACUACGACAAAUAACUGAUAAAUCUCGAGAAUUUGGUGCUGGUCCAUUAUUUAAUCAAAUUUUGCCAUUAUUAAUGUCUCCCACCUUGGAAGAUCAGGCCGCUGGGCUUGCUACUAUGAUCUCUACUAUGAGACCUGAUAUCGAUAAUAUUGACGAAUAUGUUCGUAACACCACUGCUAGAGCUUUUGCUGUAGUUGCUUCUGCCUUAGGUAUUCCAUCUUUAUUGCCAUUUUUGAAGGCUGUAUGUCGCAGUAAAAAGUCCUGGCAAGCUCGUCACACUGGAAUAAAAAUCGUACAGCAAAUUUCUAUAUUGAUGGGAUGUGCUAUUUUACCGCAUCUAAGAAGUUUAGUAGAGAUUAUCGAGCAUGGACUAGUUGAUGAACAGCAGAAGGUUAGAACUAUUACAGCUCUCGCUUUGGCUGCUUUAGCAGAAUCUGCUACCCCAUACGGUAUCGAAUCAUUUGAUAGUGUUUUAAAACCUUUGUGGAAAGGUAUCAGAAACCAUCGUGGCAAGGGUUUAGCGGCAUUUUUGAAGGCCAUCGGUUACAUUAUACCCCUUAUGGACGCAGAGUUUGCUAAUUACUAUACCCGUGAGGUUAUGAUCAUCUUAAUUCGUGAAUUUCAGAGCCCUGAUGAAGAAAUGAAAAAAAUCGUAUUAAAGGUUGUGAAGCAAUGUUGUUCUACAGAUGGUGUAGAGCCACAGUAUAUUAAGGAACAGAUAUUACCACCGUUUUUUAAGCAUUUCUGGAAUCAGCGGAUGGCCUUAGAUAGACGCAACUAUAGACAGCUGGUCGAUACUACGGUUGAAAUUGCGAAUGCAGUUGGUGCUGCAGAAAUAAUAAGUAGAGUUGUAGAUGAUUUAAAAGAUGAAUCUGAACAGUACAGAAAAAUGGUUAUGGAAGCUAUAGAUAAGAUUAUGGCAAAUCUUGGAGCUGCAGAUAUCGAUUCUCGAUUAGAAGAACAAUUGAUUGAUGGUAUUUUAUAUGCUUUCCAAGAACAAACACAGGAGGACGCCGUUAUGUUAAAUGGUUUUGGUACAGUUGUGAACUCUCUAGGAACUCGUGUUAAAGCUUACUUGCCUCAAAUUUGUGGUACAGUCUUGUGGAGAAUGAAUAAUAAAUCUGCUAAAGUUCGCCAGCAAGCCGCUGAUUUAAUAUCCAGAAUUGCAGUGAUUAUGAAAACAUGUGGUGAAGAGAAACUUAUGAACCAUUUGGGAGUUGUAUUAUAUGAAUAUCUUGGUGAAGAAUACCCUGAAGUACUUGGUAGCAUACUGGCUGCUCUUAAGGCUAUUGUAAAUGUAAUUGGUAUGAAUAAGAUGACACCACCAAUUAAGGAUCUCUUACCUCGCUUGACACCCAUCCUAAAAAACAGGCAUGAAAAAGUUCAAGAGAACUGUAUCGAUCUCGUUGGUCGUAUCGCUGAUCGAGGUGCUGAAUUCGUAUCUGCUCGAGAAUGGAUGCGAAUCUGCUUUGAAUUGUUGGAACUUUUGAAAGCUCAUAAGAAAGCAAUUCGUCGAGCAACAGUAAAUACUUUCGGUUAUAUCGCUAAAGCUAUUGGUCCACAAGAUGUUUUAGCUACGCUCCUCAACAAUCUUAAAGUGCAGGAACGUCAAAAUCGUGUGUGUACAACGGUAGCUAUUGCAAUCGUGGCGGAAACAUGUUCACCAUUUACUGUCCUCCCUGCUCUCAUGAAUGAAUAUAGAGUACCUGAGCUGAAUGUACAAAACGGGGUUUUAAAGUCACUAUCUUUCCUUUUUGAAUAUAUUGGUGAAAUGGGCAAAGAUUACAUUUAUGCUGUCACUCCAUUGCUAGAAGACGCGUUAAUGGACAGAGAUUUAGUUCACAGGCAAACCGCAUCUUCUGUUGUUAAGCACAUGUCUUUGGGUGUAGUAGGAUUCGGUUGUGAAGAUGCGUUAACCCAUCUAUUAAAUUAUGUAUGGCCGAACAUUUUUGAAACUUCACCUCACGUAAUUAAUGCUGUCAUGGAAGCAAUAGAUGGUCUUAGAGUUGGUAUUGGCCCAACGAAGGUUUUACAAUAUACUCUGCAGGGCCUCUUUCAUCCCGCUCGAAGAGUUCGUGAAGUGUACUGGAAGAUUUAUAACAAUUUGUACAUCGGAUCUCAGGAUGCACUUAUUGGAUCUUAUCCCCGGGUUGAAAACGAAGAGAAAAAUUCCUACUAUCGCUAUUUCUUAGACUACACUUUAUAA